Trichomonas vaginalis G3 is the source of this 411-nucleotide messenger RNA. RefSeq lists its product as uncharacterized. The record is from RefSeq and is a predicted model, not a curated record. Bases 1 to 411 code for a protein of 136 amino acids. The transcript has a single exon. NCBI's taxonomy places the organism in Eukaryota, Parabasalia, Trichomonadida, Trichomonadidae.
AUGGUAAAUUGGCUUGUCAAAUCCUUCUGGCAUUCCGAGUCCUUCCUUCCAACAUUCCAAGUUCUUCCUUCCGACAUUCCGAGUCCUUCCUUCCGACAUUCCAAGUUCUUCCAUCCGACAAGAAAAAAAUUUCCCAACAACUGGAAAAAAAUUUCCCGACAACUGGAAAAAAAUUUCCUGUUGUUCGUCCGUAAACCAUUCAAAUUUUCGAAAAUUGAGAACUUUUUGGCCGACCUUCAGAAAAAGUUUUUCCUUCCAACAGAAAAAAUUUUUCCCGACAACUGGAAAAAAUUUUCCCGACAACUGGAAAAGUUCUUCCUUCCGACAGGACACAAACGAAUGUCCGACGUACCACCAACCGACAGCCCCAAAGCCAGAAGAACCGACAGACCCAGCACCACAACAGACUAA